This is a messenger RNA of Coregonus sp. 'balchen', 15571 nucleotides long. Lineage: Eukaryota; Metazoa; Chordata; Actinopteri; Salmoniformes; Salmonidae. The record is from the annotation of a GenBank genome assembly.
AUGCCUGAUAUCAACAGCAGUAAAGUGGAAGUUAUGAAGGAAGGAAUUCCCCCUAGUGCUGUGGAUGGUGAUGGUGAUCCAUGGUCAUGUGUAUCUGUAGUGGAUUUGGAUCUAGAAUUUUGUUUAGUGGUUGAGUGGUUUAUUUUAAUUGAGCUGCGCUGCACGUGAGAGACUGUAAUGAUCUCCAGCUGGAGGAAGUUAAGGGGCAGUGGGAAGAGUGCAUGCCCUCUCUCCCUCCCUCCCUCCACCCUUUUCUCUCCAGAUGGAUGGGGCUUUUGAAAGCUCCUCUCUGAACAGCCUCAAUAAAUGUGUGUGGUCCUGGCUGACCUGACACCUGAUCCUUCCUGCUUUACCUGUGUGUGUGUGUGUGUGUUUGUGUGUGUGUGUGUGUGUGUGUGUGUGUAAGUGUGUGUGUGUGUGUGUGUGUGUGUGUGUGUGUGUGUGUGUGUGUGUGUGUGUGUGUGUGUGUGUGUGUGUGUGUGUGUGUGUGUGUGUGUGUGUGUGUGUGUGAGCCUUUCUCAGUCCAACUGGAGGGGUUCAACAGAACACUAGAAUGCAACAACAGAGUUCCAGAAUGUGUGCUUUUGUCUUUGUUUUCGUUAUUUAAACCAGACCAUAAACUGCUUUCCUACAUUCAAACCCCCUCCCUUUUGUAUUGGCCUCCCUCUAAGCCUCACUUUGACCCUGUCCCUAUGUUGGCCCUAUAUGGGUCCAUCCCUUCCCCUGACUGUGUGGUCUCUGCUCUGAGCAGUACUGGGACUAUGCUAUAUGCUCUGGGCAGUAGCCUUGAGGCAGAGAUCAUCGUAGCAUUGUAGCAUCUGGCUGCAGACACAUCUGUUUGUUCGCGGCUCGUUAGGUCGUUGGGGUUGUUUUAGCCAGCAGGGGUGCAGUCAGAGGUGCGGUCAGGGGUCAAACCACAACGUCACACCCUGUUCUGACCCGACCGUGCUGCUCCUGCGCCUGCCCCUGCGGUGCUCUGGAGAAAACCCCAAGGCCCAGCCUGAGAGUGUGCUAAUUGUAUGUUUGUGGGAAGGAAGAGGAAGGCAGCUUUAGUGGAGAAAUGAAGGGAUGGAGGGAUGGACUUCGGUCAUGGCAGUAGUUCAUCAUAGCAUCCAACUUCCUCAUAACCCCCUAAUGGAUUAAGAUUUUGAAAGUGGGCACAGUAAUCUGAUCCUAGAUCUGUAGUUAGAGUGUAGGGCACACUCGCACAGUUUAGAUUGGUUCUAUAACUGUACCCCUGUCUCGUCAGUGAAAAGGAUGGAGAGAAUAGGGGAAUGGAUAAAUAGAAGGGGUCUGGAGUGCACCUACUGCACUGGAAGCAGGUCCCAGCUAUGUGUCAAACUCAGUCCACGGAGGGCCAAGUGUCUGUGGGUUUUCGCUCCUCCCUUGUACUUGAUUGAUGAAUUAAGGUCACUAAUUAUUAAGGAACUUCCCUCGCCUGGUUGUCUAGGUCUUAAUUGAAAGGAAAAAACUAAAACCAUCAGACAUAAUGGGUUUGACACUCCUGGGCUAGUGAAAGGAGGAUCUGUUUUUUCUGUCUACAGCCUGAGUAAUUGGGUUACUUGAAAUGGAUACUGACUGUCUCUCCUGUUGUGGGGGUCUUUCAGCACUGUGGAUGGUAUGGCUUUGUGCUAUGGUGCUUCUGUAUGUGGAUGAUUGUGAGAGAUGUGUGAGUCUGAAUUUGAAAUGAGUGUGUUUGAUAUGAGUCGAACCUAAAAUAUUUCUCUCGUCUCUUUCCCUCUGUAGUGGAGCCAGCGGACCUCUUGAAGAUUUUAGAUUUUCCCAGUUUACCUGAAGGCGUUACGAAAACGACAGGUUUCUGUGCGCAUAGGAAGUCAACAAAAGGAGCCGAUGUAGCCUACAGAGUAUCCAAAGAAGCCCAGCUCAGUGCCCCCACCAAACAGCUGUACCCUGGUAAGUACCUGAUCAUGACCAUUCACUGAUUGGUUGAUCUCCUUGGAUCUCUGAACUUAAAAGAUACCUGUUCCUUUCUUUUCAUGUCUUCCUCAAGUACAUUACUGUAUCUCUUCUGAUUGAGAUCGUCCCUCCCUCUACUCCAAUGUACAGAUUACCUUGUUUACUCAAAUAUCAUCUAAUGCGUAUAGCUUUUACAGUAAGAUUCCUCCUGACUGGUGUUGCUGGGGUGUUAUAGAUGCUCCCCUAGUAAUUCUGUUCCUAUUGGCUGUUUGUGGCCUCUCCUCUACUAAGUCUGUUCCUAUUGGUUGCUUGUGGCCUCUCCCCUACCUCUGGUGUUGACACAUAUGAACUCGUUGACCCCUAGUCAAUAAUAAAACACUGGUGUAAAUCACUGGUGUAAUGUCCUGACAUGGAUGGAAUGUCCCAGACUGCAGUAAAACUCCCAUAAGAUCUGUCCUUAUUCCUCCCACCUGGUCCGUUCAUCCCCUCCGCUCUCCACACCUGCCACCUGGCAGACACCUCUCCUCCCCUUCCACCUAGGUAUCUGUUUUAUUGGCCAUUACAUCAUGAUCCUUGUCGGUCAUCUGGACCUAUGAGUUAUAGUUUACAGUGCUGCAAAUUUGUUGGGCCAAAUGUGCAGAUUCACCUCCCACUCUGGAUCCUCCUACUCCCCAAACACACACACACACACACACACACACACAUAUUCACAUACGCACGCCAUGCUCUCAAACAGCCUUCUACCAUAUCACCUCUCCCACUAUUUCUCAGGGCUUCAUGCACCAUAAUUCACUUCAGUAGGCAUUAGCUCUGAUAAAAAUGUAGCCAAACUCUAUAGACCUGCCAGGUUGUAAGGCUGUUGGCCUUACAUGAACAGUUCUGGCCUCCAACCUGACUUAUUUAUUUGGGAGCUGAGUCAUUCUUGAGUGACUGAUGUUUAUUAUGAUCCAAAGUUAACAUAUUCUAAAGAAAGAAGAUUAGUUCAGCAUAACACCAUACUUCAUUUUAAGUGGUAGGAUACGAAACACACUCUCACACGCUCUCUCUCUCUCUCUCUCGCUCUCUCUCGCCCUCUCCCUCUCUCUCUCUCUCUCUCUCUCUCUCUCUCUCUCUCUCUCUCUCUCGAUUCUUCUUUAUGAUUCUCCUCACGUCUGUUCCAUCUGUGCACAUCUGCGUUGAAUAAAGAUGGAGCUCGUUCUAAUUCAGACAUGCUAAAAAAGAAAAUAAUGAAAUAAAAAAAAGAGGGGACAGACAGUCAGAGAGGCAUACUAAUUCUUCCAUUUUGGAAACCUCAUACUCUGAUUCAGUGGGAAUCAUACUCCAGUAAAUGUCUUAGCUCUGGAAGGGGUGGGAGGAUGGAGUGAGUCAGGGGGAAAAAAGGGGGACGGCGGGAGAGGAGGGAGAUGGGGGUUCCACUCUCCCCCUUUCUAUUGCGCUCACAUGGCUCUCGCUUACUGUUCUGCAGUGACCAGCACAGCAGCACUCUCUUUCUCUCUCUUUGCUCUCUCUCUCUCUUUCAUCUUCUUUUUUCUAUCUUUGUCUUAUACCCUCUCUAUCUCUCUUUCAGUGCUGCUUUUUCAUUUUUUUAUAUUUUCUUUCUCUCACUGUCUCUCAGAGAGAUGUACUAGCUAGCCAACGUUCCUUCCUGUUGCAUGCUGGGUAAGACUGACAUAUUUAUUUAUGCACGUUGUCAAACAGUGCAGAAAAUUGUGUGACCCAGACUGGAAUGUGUUCUCCAGACAAUCCCAAUAAUUUAAAGUGAUUGAGGGAAAGAGUUGGAGAAAGAGAGAGAGAGAGAGAGAGAGAGAGAGAGAGAGAGAGAGAGAGAGAGAGAGAGGUAGGUAGGUAUUGGAUUCGGCAGUAGAGAGAAAAUCCCCAACUCCCAUUCAGUUGACUCAAAAUCCAGUUUGUUGACAGCCAAGUGUGUCAAGAAUGUCUCCCUGAUCACAACAGUUCUCCGGGUGGCUCUAGAGUUCUUAGGGAAUGAGGCUAGGAAGCCUGGAGAAGGCCUGGAGGAGGCCUGGAGGAGGCCUAGAGGAGGCCUGAAAAGUGGAUGUUUGAUCCACAUCAAGGCUUUUCUUAAAGGCUUAAUGCAGAGCUGAGUUCAGACACAAGGCUACAGGACAUGUCCUCUCAUGCUCUCCAAACACACAAGUCAUGUUUAUUUUGAACUCAAUGAAAAGGCUGAAAGCUCAAACUUGGGCUUCUCUUCUGUUUAUGAUAAACUUACAGACUUAUGAAAUAGUCUCAAGCAAUGCUCAAGGAAGGACCAAAACUCUUCUAGAACAAACUAAACAUAAUCUGAUUCUAGAUCCUUUGAAAUAGACAUUCCAGAACAUUAAGACAUAAGCAAAGUUAUUGAGCCCUGUGGUCUAGAGUAGUUUAAUAGCUAGUAGAGGUCUGUGCUGUGGUCAAUAGUUGACUCCAGUCGUCCACCUCAACAUGGAGAGAGAGGGGGAGAGAGAGAGAGUACAGCUAAUAUCUUCCAGAAGGCAGAAAGAGUGAGAUCAUUUGGUCCAGUUCCUUCUCUCUGUUACCCUCUAUACUACUACUAAACGUAGGCUCUUAGCCUGGUUGAUUAAGACUGUAACAUCCUCCUACAUCCCCCCCACCAAACACAUUUUAGAUCAGGAACAUUAGGAGCAUGUUCUCUCAAACCCACAGACAUUUUAUGAGCUGAUGAUGUGUUGGAAAAGAACGAGUGUAGACAUGCUAUCAUUAAGCAAACAUGGAAGAAGUGAUUCAUUAGAGGAUGGAAGGGCUGAAACAGAGAGAUUCUGUACUGUGCUUGUUUCCCAUCUUCUCUUCAGGGAUUAUAAAUAGACGAACAGACCAACGGGACAGUUGGCUUCUCUCAACAUGUCCAUACCUCUGACUCUAAUGUUCAGACUUAUAUGUCAGAAUAGUCUUGAAUGUUCUUUAUCAAAUAACUCUCAGUCCCUCUUUUACAGUUUCCCAAAGCGACGAGCAGUUGGAAGUCAAAAGUCACUUAUACACAUAAAUUCACAUAUGCACAUACUCAUCAUUUUAGAGAUGUUACACAGGGUUAGGACUUCCAUGGUCUACAGUAGGUUUCUCUCUCUCACGCUCAGUAGGGUUAGCCAGGGUGAACAAUUGGCAACAUCAGUGUGCUACAAACUGUAAGGAAAGACUGACGUCAUCCCACCACUCUCAUACAGCGACUUUUAUCUCACAGUGGGAUGUCUUUGGAUUCAUGCCUAUGGCAGGACUGUAUUAGCUGGGUGGUCUCAUCUUCUUCUCUCUCCCUUCUCUCCCCUCUCUUCUUCCUCCUCCCUUCUUCCAAUUUGUUUGGAGGAGAAAACAGGAGUGGUAGCCAAAAAGCUGGAAGAGAGAAGGCAACAGCUGAGAAAAGCCGUGUCAUCAUUCUGCUCCGCUCUAAUCAGUCUCUCUGACAGAACACCUUAUAGCUUUCCCUUUGGUCUUUAGAGGUGACAUGCUGUUCAUUACUAUCUUAUCUUUCAUUGGGGGGCCACUACCACCACUCUCUAUCUCUACACGCACGCACGCAUGCACACACACACACACACACACACACACACACACACACACACACACACACACACACACAGAGCAGAUGUGGAUGGGGAGUCAGACACAGAGGUAUGACAGCACAGCACAGUGGCAAACCAAAUCGCUCUCCCCCGUCCUCUCCCCUCUUUAACCAAUAAAUACCGAACACAGCUAUUAGCUACAGCACUUAUCCAACUCAUCUGUUCUGGUAAAGCACAAUUAUAAGUUGUAUGUACCAAUUAGCCUAAGAGGCUGAAUAACUCAGUUCCACUUACUCAUAAAGUUGUACUGUUUUUUUACAGUUACUAAUACUGUUAUUAAUUACAUCGCUCUUAUCCAGAGCGACUUACAGUUAGUGAGCGCAUACAUUUUUUUCAUACUGUAUUACAAGUCACACUGAUUGGUUGCUAGCCACAGUGUCUGAUUGGCUGUUGGGGGCAUCUGAGAGACUUUUCCUGACAGACACUGUAGGGAGGUGGCGCUGCCAGGAUAAACCAGCAUGUCUGCCACUAGCAUAACUACUGCUGCUGUUACCAUUACAACCAUCACCCGCUCUCUCUCAGACAUGUUCACACACACGUUCACACACACACACACACACACACAUACACACACACACACACACACACACACACACACACACACACACACACACACACACACACACACACAUACACAGGAGUCUGAGAAUAGGCUCCUCCUCUUUCCAUUCUUCCUCCACUAGUUUGAUCUCUCUCAUGGCGAAAGUUCUCUCAGGCCAUGUCAGUCCCGACAGUAACGGUAAGGUCACUAGAGUUAAGAAAGAGAGGAGACAGCAUGUAAACACAGCAGCGCUGAGAGCCAACACCCGACCAAGCUAACGGGAACCACUCACGGUAGACUGCAGACCUGGUCAUGUGACAGUGCCCUUUCAGGAGUGUUUCAAAUUUACAAUUGAAAGACUUUUGUGUUUUUUGAUAAUAAAUAAUGAUUCAAUCAGACUCUGUCUCCCCCUCCUCUCUCUUUCUCACCUUUUUGUCACCACAAAACUGUUCAGUCACUCUACGUCCCAUUUCUGCUCCUGAGCGAGCGCUCCGAUGUUGCCACUCCCUGCUCUGCUGAGAUGAGCUGAGGGGUAGAGAGGAUUGCACCAGUGGCAAGUUGGCAACUCUUACUGUAGCCUGCUCUCAUCUCUCUUCUUCUUCUUACCAUGCUCUGUUCUGCUCUGCUCUCAAAGCAUCUGCCACUCAAACUCAAGCAUCUGCUGCCCCUCUCUCUCUCUCUCUCUCUCUCUGAGCCAAAGAGAAUUCCUCUGGAACACACUGCCAAGACUUGUGGACACUGCAUGAAUUGAUUACAGGCCUGUCUUUCUGUCUUUACUGAGUGAGAGAGAGAGAGAGAGAGAGGAGAGAGAGAGAGAGAGAGAGAGAGAGAGAGAGAGAGAGAGAGAGAGAGAGAGAGAGAGAGAGAGAUUGACAGACAACGAGGAGAGAGCGAAAGUGGAGAAAAUAGAAAAUGGCUGAUGAUGACAAAUCCAUAUUUUUCCAUCAGUGACUAAAGCGCUUCCCCCUCCUCUCUUUCCUUUCCUCCCUCCUUCAUUCCCUCCCUUCCUCUCUCCAGUGUCUGACUGCUCCAAACCUCAGGCUCGAGAACCUUCCCACUGCUCUCCUGUCAAGGCGUCUUUCGCCUCCGAGCCCUCUGAUUGGCUGUCUGUCUCAGCGACGCUCUAAUGCUGUUUUUACAUGGUGACCACAGCCUGGGUUCCAUUAAUAGGGGAGGGGGGUGAGGGUUAGAAAAUAAAUGGAGAGAGUUUUCCAAGCUACAGAAUAGGACUGCUUUACUUCUCAUAUGAGACAUUUCUUACCCUUUGAAUCUAAGUGUAAAUGAGCAAAUACCAUCACAAAUAUACAGCUGUGGAAAAAAUUAAGAGACCACUGCAGUUUUUCUUAAAUCAGCAUCUCUACAUGUAUGACAGCCAUUCCAUUCCAGUGUCUGUUGAAUUCCAACACAGGCACACCUCAUUCUACUGAAUUAGGUACUGAUUAGGUGAUCACAUGAACCAAAUCUUAUUUAACGAGGAAAAGUAUAACACUGCUGUGGUCAUCACUAUCCUCUUGCAAUAGGACCAGCUGGAUGGCAAAAACAGUGCUAAUAGUACCUCAAAAGUAAUAUUAAUAAAAAAUAACUAUUGACCAUGCCAAAAGAGUUGAAAAGGAAAGUUUUGAGUGAGGAAAAGAAGGGUUCAAUUCUUGCUUUACUGGCAGAGGGAUACAGUGAGCGUCAGGUUGCUUCCAUCCUUAAAAUUUCAAACACGGCGGUUCAUAAGAACAAGGUCAAGCAGGAGACAUUGGGGACAACAAAGGUACAGACCGGCAGAGGGCGAAAACUACUCUCUACUGACCAGGAUGACCGCCAACUCAUUUGAAUGUCACUCAACAACCGUAGGAUGACAUCAAGUGACCUACAAAAAGAAUGGCAAACGGCAGCUGGGGUGAAGUGCACGGUGAGGACGGUUCGAAACAGGCUGCUAGGGGCAGGGCUGAAGUCGUGCAAAGCUAGAAAAAAGCCCUUCAUCAAUGAGAAGCAAAGAAGAGCCAGGCUCAGGUUUGCAAAAUACCAUAAGGAUUGGACCGUAGAGGACUGGAGUAAGGUCAUCUUCUCUGAUGAGUCCAAUUUUCAGCUUUGCCCAACACCUGGUCGUCUAAUGGUUGUUAGACGGAGACCUGGAGAGGCCUACAAGCCACAGUGUCUCGCACCCACUGUGAAAUUUGGUGGAGGAUCGGUGAUGAUCUGGGGGUGCUACAGCAAGGAUGGAAUCGGGCAGAUUUGUCUUUGUGAAGGACGCAUGAAUCAAGCCACGUAAAAGGUUGUCUGACAUUGUUCCCCAACUCUGAGGAUUGGUUUUUCCAGCAGGACAAUGCACCAUGCCACACAGCCAGGUUGUCACGCACUGACUCAGGGGACUCUUAUUUGUUGAGUCAGGGUGUGAUUUUCUAUGUGGUGUAUAUCUAUGUUAAUGUUCUAGUAUGUGUAGUUCUAUGUUGUCCUGUAUGGUUCCCAAUCAGAGGCAGCUGUCACUCAUUGUCUCUGAUUGGGGAUAAUACUUAGGCAGCCUAUUGGCACUCGUUAAUUGUGGGAUCUUGUUCCGUAUAAGGUAUGUUGUUUGUGUCUACCGUGGACUUCACGUUUCGUUUCGUUUAUUGUUUUGUCGAGUGUUUAUUAAGUUUAAAUAAACAUGUAUGCAUAUCACGCUGCGCCUUGGUCCGACCCGUCCUUGAACGAACGUGACAGAAGAUCCCACCAAUCACGGACCAAGCAGCGUGUCCAGGAGCAGACAGCCUGGACAUGGGAGGAGAUCCUGGAAGGAAAGGGAUCCUGGACAUGGGAGGAGAUUCAGGCCGGGAUGGAUCGCCGUCCUUGGGAGGAGACAGUGGAGGCCCGGUAUAGAGAGGAGCAGCGGCAACGCAGAAGGCGCCGGCCGAGGAAGAAGCCCGAGAGACAGCCCCAAUAAUUUUUUUUGGGGGGGCUAAAAGGGUGGUUGGCGGAGCCUAGUGUUAGAGCAGAGCCAACUCCCCGUAUUCACGCGAGGAAGCGUGUGACUGGGCAGGCUGGAAUGUGAUCAAGAGGAAGAUGGAUGGUCACAAGCUAUCAAACAAAGCUGAGCUGCUUGAAUAUUUGCUCCAGGAGUGGCAUAAAGUCACCCAACAUCAAUGUGAAAGACUGGUGGAGAGCAUGCCAAGACGCAUGAAAGCUGUGAUUGAAAAUCAGGGUUAUUCCACCAAAUAUUGAUUUCUGAACUCUUCCUAAAUUAAAACAUUACUAUUGUGUUGUUUAUAAAUGAACAUGAACUUAUUUUCUUUCCAUUAUUCGCAUAUUAUCUUUUUUGUUAUUUUGACCAGUUGUCAUUUUCUGCAAAUAAAUGCUCUAAAUGACAAUAUUUUUAUUUGGUAUUUGGGAGAAAUGUUGUCAGUAGUUUAUAGAAUAAAAUAAAAAUCUUAUUUUUACCCAAACACAUACCUAUAAAUAGUAAAACCAGAGUAACUGAUAAUUUUGCAGUGGUCUCUUAAUUUUUUCUGCAGCUGUAGAUGUAGGAGAAUUGCUGAGAAUGUUCAUGCAAAGCAGGAAAUGUAAACUUGUAGUGUAUUUGAGUUUUAAAAAAAUGUCCACUUUGAAAUUCCCUACUUGAUUUGCCCUAAUUAAAUUUGUAUCAAACUCUACAAAAAUGCCCAUUAAUUAUAAUCUACAUAAAAAUUCACAUUUCCUGUUACUGCAGGAUUAUUUUAGCAAACUGGCUCAAAUUAAGAUCCUGCAUCUGUAGCUUCACAAUAUGCCAAUUUAGUAGUACACCAUAACUUUAGCUCCACACUCAGAUUCUACCUUUGUAGUUAGAAAGACACUUUGCAAAGAUAACUAACACGCUAAGACAUAAUUCAGUCAUGAUGAUUUCCAUAAACUCAGCAGAUUUCUACCUCUUUCCUCUCCCCUUAAAACAAAAGCAGCUCUCUAGUCCUGGGACUUAUGAAUGGUGCCAGAACUAAACGUGAGUCUAACCUGCACAUGUAUGUGAGUACCCCAUUGUCUUCAGGGGAAAAGCAAGGCCCGCACCCUUGUUAGGGGGCUGAGAAUGUCCCACAAGGCCUUGCUCUAAGGGCAUAUGUCUCACAGAUGUGGCUGGCGCACACAAAAUGGAGGGAGAGUUUAGACUAGGCAUGCAGAUGGAGGGAUGCAGGGAAGAAGGGAAGAAGGGAGGUGGGCGCUCCUCAAGAGGGAGAGAGGGGGUUGAAACGUCCCUUUCACUUCUCCUCUCUUCUUUUCACCCCUUUUUCCCCUUUUUUCACUUUUGUUUGUCCCGUGUUUUGUUGUUCUGUAAAUACUCCUUUAUUCUGGCUUUCAUUCUCUUUCUCAGCAUCUCUCGUCAUAUCCCAUUUAUUUUCAUAAGUAUGUCUCUCUAUCCUUCUUUUGUCUUUCUCUCUCUCUCUCCCUCCCCUUUCCCUCUCUCUCUCUCUGUCUCUCCCUCCCUUUAUGUGUCUGGUGGAUGGAUCAGGUCUGAGAGAGGAGGAGAGGGGAAGAGGGGUUUGGGAAAAUGAGAAAGUGUUUUUGAUGGCCACCCAGAGACCACAUGCUAUUCUCAUUACUCUGUUCUCCUUCCUGUCUACUCUCUCGCUCGCUCUCUCUCCCUCCCUCCCUGUCUCACUUCCAGACUUUUCUCUCUAACCCUCCCAGCUCUGUGCUGUUCUGUUCAGUAUUCUGGCCAGUGUUGGAGGUUUGGAGAGAGCUAUUGUUUGCUUUAGAUGCUCCAAGACGUUAUUUAGAUGUCUCCUCUGUCCAAGACGUUGUCAUCUCCUCUGUCCCAUGUUCUUCAUCCUUUUCCCUGUUUGUGUCCUCUACCUGCUUCAGUACAUAACAUGGUCUUGACUAUGUGUCUCUGAAGGUUAUCCUAGUAUAGUUUCAGUGCAGUACACCAUUUAUUUGACUGUAUUUAUGGAUUUAAUUAAGAUUUUACUCUCUCUUGAAAACAAUACUUUACAUCAAACCCAUGCAGGGGUGUGGUCCUCUGACUCUCACUAUUCAGCACAUUACAUGAACUGGUGUAUUAUAACUCCGCCCCCCCUCUCUCUCCAUUCCUCCAUCCCUCUCUUCCCCCUCCACAGCUGAUGUGUUUCCUGAGGACUUCUCCAUCCUGGCUACAGUGAAGCCUAAGAAGGGCUCCCAGUCCUUCCUGCUGUCUGUGUAUAACGAGCAGGGCAUCCAGCAGCUGGGGGUGGAGGUGGGACGCUCCCCUGUCUUCCUGUAUGAGGACCACACAGGCAAACCCAGCCCCGAGGACUACCCCCUCUUCAGAGGUCUCAAUCUGGCCGAUGGAAAGUAGGUUCACCUCAAACCACACACAGUAUUACUAUAUCAUUAGAUAGUACACUGAUAUCAUUACAUAGGCCAUUAUAUAUAUAGUACAGUCGUGGUCAAAGGUUUUGAGAAUGACACAAGUAUUGGUCUUCACAAAGUUCGCUGCUUCAGUGUUAUGAGAUAUUUUUGUCAGAUGUUACUAUGGUAUACUGAAGUAUAAUUACAAGCAUUCCAUAAGUGUCAAAGGCUUUUAUUGACAAUUACAUUAAGUUUAUGCAAAGAGUCAAUAUUUGCAGUGCUGACCCUUCUUUUUCAAGACCUCUGCAAUCCGGCCUGGCAUGCUGUCAAUUAACUUCUGGGCCACAUCCUGACUGAUGGCAGCCCAUUCUUGCAUAAUCAAUGCUUGGAAUUUGUCAGAAUUUGUGAGUUUUUGUUUGUCCACCCGCCUCUUGAGGAACGACCACAAGUUCUCAAUGGGAUUAAGGUCUGGGGAGUUUCUUGGCCAUGGACCCAACAUUUCGAUGUUUUGUUACCCAAGCUACUUAGUUAUCACUUUUGCCUUAUGGCAAGGUGCUCCAUCAUGCUGGAAAAGGCAUUGGUCAUCACCAAUCUGUUCUUGGAUGGUUGGGAGAAGUUGCUCUUGGAGGAUGUGUUGGUACCGUUCUUUAUUCAUGGCUGUGUUCUUAGGCAAAAAUGUGAGUGAGCCCACUCCCUUGGCUGAGAAGCAACCCCACACAUGAAUGGUCUCAGGAUGUUUUACUGUUGGCAUGACACAGGACUGAUGGUAGCGCUCACCUUGUCUUCUCCAGACAAGGUGUUUUCCGGAUGCCCCAAACAAUCGGAAAGGGGAUUCAUCAGAGAAAAUGACUUUACCCCAGUCCUCAGCAGUCCAAUCCCUGUACCUUUUGCAGAAUAUCAGUUUAUCCCUGAUGUUUUUCCUGUAGAGAAGUGGCUUCUUUGCUGCCCUUCUUGACACCAGGCCAUCCUCCAAAAGUCUUUGCCUCACUGUGCGUGCAGAUGCACUCACACCUGCCUGCUGCCAUUCCUGAGCAAGCUCUGCACUGGCGGUGCCCCGAUCCCGCAGCUGAAUCAACUUUAGGUACGGUCCUGGCGCUUGCUGGACUUUCUUGGGCGCCCUGACGCCUUCUUCACAACAAUUGAACCUCUCUCCUUGAAGUUCUUGAUGAUCCGAUAAAUGGUUGAUUUAGGUGCAAUCUUACUAGCAGCAAUAUCCUUGCCUGUGAAGCCCUUUUUGUGCAAAGCAAUGAUGACGGCAUGUGUUUCCUUGCAGGUAACCAUGGUUAACAGAGGAAGAACAAUGAUUUCAAGCACCACCCUCCUUUUAAAGCUUCCAGUCUGUUAUUCUAACUCAAUCAGCAUGACAGAGUGAUCUCCAGCCUUGUCCUCGUCAACACUCUCACCUGUGUUAACGAGAGAAUCACUGACAUGGUGUCAGCUGGUCCUUUUGUGGCAGGGCUGAAAUGCAGUGGAAAUGUUUUUUGGGGGAUUAAGUUCAUUUUCAUGGCAAAGAGGGACUUUGCAAUUAAUUGCAAUUAAUCUGAUCACUCUUCAUGACAUUCUGGAGUAUAUGCAAAUUGCCAUCAUCAAAACUGAGGCAGCAGACUUUGUGAAAAUUAGUAUUUAUUUCAUUCUCAAAACUUUUGACCACGACUGUACUUUAUAGUCAAACUAUCUCAUUUUCAGAGGACUCAACCUGGCCAACGGAAAGUAUGUUCACCUUGUCUGAUACCAUACCAUACCAUAAACUCUAGUCAUUCUGUGGUAUACCUUAUCACUCUGCCUAGUGCUUACACAGCUUGUAAACUAUGAUAUACAAUGUCACACAUAUACUACAUUAUAUCACACUAGCCCCUCUUCAGAGGCCUCAACAGUGACAUAUGUUAUAUUGUACCAUAUCAAACAAAUGCAAUCUGCUCUCAGUUUAGCUUAUUGUUUGCUUCUCUGUAAUCAGAGAGCAGGUGUGGGUUGGUCUAGCUUUGAUGAGUCUGGUGGACACACUACUGUGGGCUUUAGUUGUGCAGGUGACCGGUCACACAUGUUCAUUAUCUCAAUCUGCUGUCUGUCCAUCUAACACAUAGUUUGUUAUCUAGCUAGCCAGUCAACCAAGGUUGUUUGUAUUAUAUAUAAAGACAUCCUUUGAUUGACAGUAGCUGACCUUUGUGUGCUAUAGUGCCCUCGGAUGUGUAGACAUUGAACCCAUGGCUACAUCCCUAUCCUGAACAAAACAUCCCUAUACAGUUUCCUUACAACCUGGAAUUAAAAUGGAUUUUUUGGGGGUUUGUAUCAUUUGAUUUACACAACGUGCCUACCACUUUGAAGAUGCCAAAUAUUUUUUAUUGUGAAACAAACAACAAAUAAGACAAAAAAACAGAAACCUUGAGCGUGCAUAACUAUUCACCCCCCCCAAAGUCAAUACUUUGUAGAGCCACUUUUUGCAGCAAUUACAGCUGCAAGUCUCUUGGGGUAUGUCUCUAUAAGCUUGACACAUCUAGCCACUGGGAUUUUUGCCCAUUCUUCAAGGCAAAACUGCUCCAGCUCCUUCAAGUUGGAUGGGUUCCGCUGGUGUACAGCAAUCUUUAAGUCAUACCACAGAUUCUCAAUUGGAUUGAAGUCUAGGUUUUGACUAGGCCAUUCCAAGACAUGUAAAUGUUUCUCCUUAAACCACUCGAGUGUUGCUUUAGCAGUAUGCUUAGGGUCAUUGUCCUGCUGGAAGGUGAACCUCCGUCCCAGUCUCAAAUCUCUGGAAGACUGAAACAUGUUUCCCUCAAGAAUUUCCCUGUAUUUAGCGCCAUCCAUCAUUGGUUCAAUUCUGACCAGUUUCUCAGUCCCUGCCGAUGAAAAACAUCCCCACAGAAUGAUGCUGCCACCACCAUGCUUCACUGUGGGGAUGGUGUUCUCGGGGUGAUGAGAGGUGUUGGGUUUGCGCCAGACAUAGCGUUUUCCUUGAUGGCCAAAAAGCUCAAUUUUAGUCUCAUCUGACCAGAGUACCUUCUUCCAUAUGUUUGGGGAGUUUCCCACAUGCCUUUUGGCGAACACCAAACGUGUUUGCAAUGGCUUUUUUCUGCCCACUCUUCCGUAAAGCCCAGCUCUGUGGAGUGUAUGGCUUAAAGUGGUCCGAUGGACAGAUACUCCAAUCUCCGCUGUGGAGCUUUGCAGCUCCUCCAGGGUUAUCUUUGGUGUCUUUGUUGCCUCUCUGAUUAAUGCCCUCCUUGCCUGGUCCAUGAGUAUUUGUGGACGGCCCUCUCUUGGCAGGUUUGUUGUGGUGCCAUAUUCUUUCCAUUUUUUAAUAAUGGAUUUAAUGGUGCUCCGUGGGAUGUUCAAAGUUUCUGAUAUUUUUUUAUAACCCAACCCUGUCUGUACUUCUCCACAACUGUGUCCCUGACCUGUUUGGAGAGCUCCUUGGUCUUCAUGGUGCCGCUUGCUUGGUGGUACCCCUUGCUUAGUGGUGGUGCAGACUCUGGGGCCUUUCAGAACAGGUAUAUAUUGAGAUCAUGUGACAGAUCAUGUCACACUUAGAUUGCACACAGGUAUACUUUAUUUAACUAAUUAUGUGACUUCUGGAGGUAAAUGGUUGCACCAGAUCUUAUUUAGGGGCUUCAUAGCAAAGGGGGUGAAUACAUAUGCACCACCACUUUUCCGUUAUUAAUUUUUUUGAAUUUUUUGAAACAAGUUAUUUUUUUCGUUUCACUUCACCAAUUUGGGCUAUUUUGUGUAUAUCCAUUACAUGAAAUCCAAAUAAAAAUCCAUUUAAAUUACAGGUUAUAAUGCAACAAAAUAGGAAGAACACCAAGGGGGAUGAAUACUUUUGCAAGACACUGUAUUACUGCAUGGUUAUAAUAUCAGUGUUUCAAUAGUCGCACAGCUAGUAACUGUAGCGUAGUGAAACGUGUGUGUAAGCUAACCUUUUGUCCAUCUCAAUGCUAGUAUAACUGUAGUGAAACGUGUGUGUGAGCUAACGUUUUGUCCCUCACAAAGCUAGUAUAACUGUAGUGAAACGUGUGUGUGUGUGUGUGAGAGAGAGAGAGCGAGAUAGACAGAGAGCUAACCUUCUGUCCCUGUCCCCAGGUGGCACCGAGUGGCCAUCAGCGUUCACAAACAGAGCAUCACCAUCAUCCUGGACUGUAAAAAGAAGACCACCCAGAAGCUGUCCAGGAGCCCACACCCCAUCAUCGACACCAAAGGAAUUGUGGUCUUCGGAACUAGAAUACUUGAUGAAGAAGUCUUUGAGGUAGAUCUGCUGGCUUAUCUACAUGGUCCUUCGCUUAGUCCUAUUCAUUGA